This is a messenger RNA of Drosophila subobscura, 1932 nucleotides long. RefSeq names its product zinc finger protein OZF-like. Gene Ontology annotation, cellular component: nucleus. Gene Ontology annotation, biological process: regulation of transcription by RNA polymerase II; central nervous system development. Bases 159 to 1823 code for a protein of 554 amino acids. NCBI's taxonomy places the organism in Eukaryota, Metazoa, Arthropoda, Insecta, Diptera, Drosophilidae. The record is from RefSeq and is a predicted model, not a curated record. Gene Ontology annotation, molecular function: RNA polymerase II cis-regulatory region sequence-specific DNA binding; zinc ion binding; DNA-binding transcription factor activity, RNA polymerase II-specific. The transcript has 2 exons.
AUAACAAUGACAUUAAAACAGAUGUCUGUGACGCCUAACAGAACAUUUUUCUUAUGUAUUUUUCUCACAACAAAACAAUUUGAGCAAGAAAACAUUUUGAAUCCAGAAAAGGCGCACAAUUUGCUGGGCUGUGUUGUUUUAAGACUGAAUUCACGUCAAUGGACAAUAAAUGCCGAGUGUGCAUGGGAACGUCCAGACCAUUCACUAACAUUUUUGAUGAGACACAAAAAUGGGACACUUGUCUUGCUGAUAUGAUAGCCCAGUGUACCGGGUACACGGUUAAGCGAGGUGAUUUACUAUCAGAAAACAUAUGUCCGCCUUGCCUUGAGGAUGCAGUGAGUUCGUUCAAUCUUAAAAAAACCUGUAAGCAGAACCAUCAACUCUAUUUCGAAAUGAUGGAGGAGCAAAAAGAAGAAGACAUUUGUGAGGAUCAAAAAGACGAGGACUCAGAGCAGUCACAUAACGAAAGUGAGAAACCAAACCAAAUUGAAACCGAUGCAAAAAUAGAACGUGAUCCAGAGAAAUCGGAUGAUCCAGAACGGCCCCACCAAUGUCCAGACUGCCCGAAAACCUAUAGACGAAGAGUCGAUCUCGUAAUACACUACCGUCUUCACACUGGCGAACGACCCUACGUAUGUGCUGUAUGUUCGAAAGAUUUCGGGCAAAAGUCCAAUUUUGUCAAACACAUGCGUACGCACUCGGAUGUGAAACGUGAUCGACCCUUCCUAUGUUCGACCUGCGGAAAAUGUUAUUCGUACAACUACCAGCUUGAAAUACACACUCGUACUCACACGGGAGAGCGACCGUUUAAGUGUACUCAGUGUCCUAAGGCCUACAUGGAACUCCAUGCUCUCACUACUCAUACUCGCAAACACACGAAGGAACUAGAAAAAUCACAAUGUCCUCAUUGCUCCGAAGUUUUUCCCUUGCUCGCCGACUUAAAGAUUCACAUUCAAAGAUGUCACGCGGAUAAAUUACCUUUCUUAUGCAACGAAUGCUCGAAAUCCUUCGUACACAAAUCAGAUCUAGAACAUCACUUACUUACGCACACAAAGGAACGACCCUUCAAGUGCUCCGAAUGCUCGAAAACCUUUCAACAAAAUUCCCAUCUCAACGAACACAUCCGUGUUCACACUGGGGAGCGACCAUAUAAAUGUACUCACUGCGGGAAGGGCUUUUCCCGAUCUGGAGCUCUUCGCGAUCACAUUCGAUUGCAUACAGGUGAUCAACGCUUCCAAUGCUCUUUCUGCACGAUGGCUUAUAACAAAAAACAACAUUUGGAAACACAUAUUCGCACUCACACAGGAGAGCGACCGUAUAAGUGUUUGACGUGUGAUAAAUCCUUUCGCGUAGCUGGAACUCUUGCGGUUCACAUGCGUACACAUACCGGAGAACGAGCCUAUAAAUGCUCGGAGUGCUCAAAGUCGUUUAUACAGAAAUACGAACUAAAAUUACACAUCCGUUCUCACACUGGGGAGAGACCGUAUGAGUGCAAUCAAUGUUCAAAAUCGUUUUCACAACUAGACACUCUGAAGACGCACAUACGAAGUCACUCUGAAGAUCGACCAUUCCAAUGCGUGCACUGCUCAAAAUCAUUUAAGCACAGAUCUGGCCUCCAUGUGCACACCCGUACGCAUAUUGAAGAAAUUGUUUACCAAUGUGCUUACUGCGAAAAGUCCUUUACUCAAAAGCACCAUCUUCAAACACAUGCCCGUAUUCACACAGGUGUUCGGCCCUACUCUUGCUCUCAAUGCUCGAAGUCGUUCACGCAAAAGAUCCAUCUAACUCAACAUAUACUAACCCACACUACUGAAAAAGUCUAGACGGGUUCUUACUGUCCAAAGACCUUUAAACAAAACUCCUAUCUUCUAAAACAACCGAACACACGAUUCGUUCCACUCAUUUGCAAGCUGAUAAUUCACAAAAAUGUAU